AGUCACUGUCAGCUCGUUCGUUCGCAUAGUUUGGUUUAGUCGCGAGUGUGUUCUAUUCUUGUCUACGUAUUUCGCAAACAUGUUUAGCAAAGUGCUUAUCCUGGCCGCGGUCACCGUGUGCAGUGUGCUGGCCGCUCCCCAGAAGCGGCUCGGUGGACCGCUGCCGCUCGGUACGGCCGAAUCGCAGGCCGUCAUCCUGGCGCAGGAGCAGAACCACGACCCGAGCGGUGCGUACAACUAUCGGUACGAGACGAGCAACGGCAUCGCGGCGCAGCAGACUAGCUACGAUGGCGCUAAUGCGGCGGGCGAGUACUCGUACACCGGGCCGGACGGUGUGCUGUACCGGGUGGCGUACAAUGCCGACACGUACGGGUUCCAGCCGCAGGGUGCGCAUCUGCCGGUCGAGCCGCCAGUACCGGACCAUGUGCUGAAGUCGCUCGAGGAGAUCCGCGCCAAUCCGCCGCGUGAUCAGGAGUUCAAUCUGGCCGCGCUCGAUGCACAGAUCGCACGGCUACGGGCCACUCUGGGCUAAGCCAACGGAGCACAGCCAACCAACACAAAUGACAAGCGCAUGGUUGUGAUCGAGAUGGUACCACAGGGACAGGGCAGGAAGGGUUGAUUCGUUGUUGAGAUGGUGUCCGCUGAUGUUUAUGUUACAGUUACAACAUUUAAAAUAACAAUAAAAAUGUUUCGAACGAUUUUGUACAA
This is a messenger RNA of Anopheles gambiae (African malaria mosquito), 708 nucleotides long. Its product is annotated as endocuticle structural glycoprotein ABD-4. The record is from RefSeq and is a predicted model, not a curated record. The coding region runs from base 80 to 532 and encodes 150 amino acids. The transcript has 2 exons. Gene Ontology annotation, cellular component: chitin-based extracellular matrix. Lineage: Eukaryota; Metazoa; Arthropoda; Insecta; Diptera; Culicidae. Gene Ontology annotation, molecular function: structural constituent of chitin-based larval cuticle.